Moneuplotes crassus is the source of this 2531-nucleotide messenger RNA. The record is from the annotation of a GenBank genome assembly. NCBI's taxonomy places the organism in Eukaryota, Ciliophora, Spirotrichea, Euplotida, Euplotidae.
AUGAAUAAGAAACAAUCUAUUCCCGAGUACAGUUUCCAGAUAAGCACAAGGACUAAUCCCCACGAUUCACUCUCCAAGCAGACAAUGCAGUCAGGAAGGAGCGAUAGAGUAGAAACUAUCGUUUCAGAUAUUGAUUCAGAAGAUAUGUUCUCUUUUACUCCUGUUAUAAAUUCAAAUUAUCAGGUAGACCAACAUGACAGACCUGUUCAUGAGAGGUUACUCAGAGCAGGAGAGUAUUAUAAAUAAGAAAUUAGAUAUGAAGAAGCAAGAAAACAUCAAAGAAAAGGAAAGAGAAGAAAAUCUGAUAAUUCAAGCUCAGGCUAAAAACUCAAAGAGACCUAAAAGUGGAAGAAAUAAAUCAAGAACAAAAAGAAUGCAAUACAGAAUUGAUGUAGCUGAUAGAUUGAAUGAUUACAAAGCUAAAUACGAUAUGACAUUGAUUGAAGAGACAAGGAGGAAGGUUGACCAAGAAAUAAAAAUGCUCAAGCAAACUCCUAAAAUCUCAGAUAAAAGCCAUCUAAUCAGUAAAAGAACUCAUAAAAAGAAAUCUCCUCCAAGAGAUAAAUCUCCUCAAAACGAUGAUCUUGUAGUUCAAAGACUGAUGCACGAUGCUGAAAGAAGGAAUCAAAAAGUUUCAGCCCAACAAGAAUAUUCUGCUUCUGGAAGACCUCUUGGAAUAAAAGAUAUUGAAAUCUGAUUUGAAGAAGAUUAUAAAAAUGAACAAACUGGGGACUGAAUAGAAUCUCUUAGCUUUCAAAAUACUGGUGCUUUUAGUAAAACAACAAAAUCAAAAUCUCCAAAUGUUGUUUCAAGGCUUCAUGAAUGGGGAAAAGAAAAAGAAAAUAAACUAAAAGAAGCUAGAAAUGAUUAUCAUCAAGAUGUCACAUUUACUCCAAGAAUCAACGAAGUUUCUAAAAUAAUUACCGAACUUGAAGAACCUCAUAAACCAAAUGAUGAAUUAUAUUUGAAUUCAACCAGAAAUUACAUGAAGUCAGGAUUUCAAAGUCAUGUUAGCCUUACUUCCUUGAGAUCAAACAGUAAAUAUAAAAGUGGAAAAGGAACACCAGGAAAAUACUCAAAUAAAAAUAAAAACAGAGAUAGCAAAUCCCCUUAUACUUUCAAACCCCAACUCAGUAAGAAAUCCCUCAAAAUGGCUGAAAAAAUGGGAAGCGCGAAAGAUAGGCUAUACAGACCUAAAAAUCAGAGCAAAUCACCAAUAUCUAGAAACCACAACCCACAUUCUUUCUACCAAAAUUCAUACCAAAACUUGACUCAGUCAAAGUCUUUCAUGAACAACAAUCAGACUUAUGAUCAAUCUUUAGACUCAAAAGCUAGUUUUCAUCCUAAAAUAAAUUCCAAAAGUAGGAAAAUUGAUCGAAAUGUCUCAAAAUCUCCUAUGAAUAGAAGCUUUAAUAGAUUCGAAAGACUCUAUAUGAAUGUGGAUAGACAACAAGCUAAAAUAUCUGCUCUGAAAGACCUAUACGAGAAGGAAAGUAUUCUAAAAGACAUUGAGACUUGUACUUUCACUCCGAGUAUCAACAAGAAUAUAAACAUAAGCACUCACAACACAUACGCUGACGGAGACGUUGUAGAAAGGAAUUAUAAUUGGAUGAAAUAUAAAGAGCAUAAAAUACACCAAAUGAAGAACCAGAAGGAUGAGAAAGAAAAGAAAGAUUGAACAUUCAAACCACAAGUCUCCUCAUUCGUAUCUUCAGAUACUUCAAAUAUUUGAAUGAAAUCGACUAAUUCAGAAGCUAUUGAGAAGUUCCUGAACAGACAAAAAGCAGCACGAGAGAAAAGAGAGGAGACCAAGAUUUAUGAAGAGUAUAUUAAAAAUGGAGGAAGUGCAUGAACUGAUAGCUAUGCAUGGAAAGCACAUAAAAACAGAGUUAAAAAUCUAACUAAAGAAGAAAAUGAAAAUUUUGCUGAGAUUAAUGAUCCAAGCAUGUUUAAUUUUCAUCCUAAUGGGCUUAGAGAUUAUGAAUAUCUUCUCCAACAAACAAAUAAUAUAUGUAUUCCUGAAUAUACAGAAUCAGAGAAUACAAUUAGUGAAUCAGACUUCAAUACAAACGACGAGAAAAACAUUAUGAAAGAAGUAGAAAAUUUAGACUCAGUCCUAAAGGCUAUACAGCAAGAAAUGAAAAGCGAAAAUACAGACCAAGAUAAUUCUUCUGUGGCUAGCAUCCAGGAUGAAAUUUCUAAAUGGAAUAAACUCACUACAGAUCUUUCUGCUAUAAAAGAGCAAAGAUUAGGUGAAACCUCUAGCACUCCCUACUCUAAAUUCCAGAACUCUAAUACACAAGAUCCUCUCCCAGCCCUUCCUAUAGAUAAAUUUCCUGAAUCAAAUCUGACCCCUAUUCAAGACCACAGUGACAAGAAUGAAGAAAUAUCAGCCCUGACCUCUUCUUUCUGAACUUAUGACCUUGAAAUGACAGGGGGUCUGGGUGAUACGUCCUAAGAGGGAAUUUAACACUGCAGGAAAGUUGACUGAUUAGUUCUAACUAAUGUGCGUCUUGCUAAGAAAUUAUUUA